Molecule: messenger RNA, 7066 nt
Organism: Colletes gigas
Lineage: Eukaryota; Metazoa; Arthropoda; Insecta; Hymenoptera; Colletidae
Exons: 12
Coding region: 796-4731 (1311 amino acids)
Biological process (GO): protein dephosphorylation
Molecular function (GO): protein tyrosine phosphatase activity
Source: RefSeq, a predicted model, not a curated record
GUUCGUGAUCGACAAGCGGGGUACUCACCGCGCAUACGUGGACGCGUAGCUACGCGAGAAUCCGCGGUACUGAUUGGUAGACGGGCGAGACGCUACGAGACUGCACGUUUGCGUGCAACCGUUCGCGUCGUCAGUCUCGCGGCGAGCGUCGUGCAGUGCGUAUCGUAGUUGUUCCGUUGAUCGUUUGAGAGCGCUCAUCGAAACCGUCUAGCACGAAAAUUUCCAGUGAACUCGAAAGCUACCCUGUCGAGUGCGCGUGACAGCCGAGAAGGACGAAUAUUUCGUUAGAUCGUGGCAGGCAUCAGGAAGAGACAGAACUCCGCGAGUGUCGGGAGAACGCGUCGCCAUGGGUAACCUGUAUUGUGGCCCGCGGGUGUAGUGCCAACGCGUAAUCGAGGGGAAGUCGGGAGAAAGAGAGAAAGGAGAGCAAAAGAGAGGAGAGACGAUCGCGUGACAGCGCGAGAGGGCGUGAGAGAGAGGGAAGAGCGAAGGGAAGUGAAAAAGUAAGGAAGACAGAGAACGCGUGGACAAGCGUGACCAAGCAAGACUUCGAAAGGCUACUCUCUCGUGGCCGCUGGCGAAACAGAGGAAGAGGAACAGAAGCGCGAGAGAGAGACGGAAAUAAUAAUGCGGACUCGUUGCUUCCGCCUUGAUCAACAGGACGUUCGGAUCUGCUCGUAGACGCUCGAGAUCCUCGCAAAAUGGCGGCCGGGGACGUCCGGUCCCUCUGCCUCGCCGCGGUUCAGAUUACACAUUAAUUACAUAUUUGGCGUGGAGAUCUAACGAACGGCGAAGAUGACUCGAAGAAGAAGAGCUCCUCUCGCGUUAAGCGUAUGCAUAGGCAUAUUUCUGCUGCUCUUCAGCACCGUGGCGGCGGACCCGAUAAAAGAGCCAUCGUCUUCAAUCGCGGGCAAAGUUCUCGCGUCGAACGAGUCGGACACGUCGACGUCGGAGAGGAACGAAACGAUCCCGAACAAAAUACCGACGACGAACGAGGCGGAAGGGAACGAGGGGCCAGUCGACUCGUACAACGCGACCAAAAGAGACCUGGAAACGGUACACGGGAGGCUUAUCAAAGCAGAGGGCGAGGAGAAAGUGGCAGCGUCGAUCGACAAAGUAUCCGAGGCGGAUGGAAUAAGGUCGCGCAACGAAGUCGACAGGUCGUCGACCUUGGAUUCGACUAACGGGGGUUCGAGGUUCGAUGAGAUCCUCUACGGGACUUCGGGGAAGAGCUCGAGCACCAAGACGGUCGCGGAGGACGUUCACAGGCUGUCCAGAACGAACGAUCUGACCACCGCGACCGCGAAACCCGGCCUGGAGGACUCCAGACUCGAGGAGAAGGUGAACGAGACGGUAGACGCCAGCCACGGGACGAACAGAACCGUGAAAACCCUCGAGGAUGUGCUCCAAUCCAGAGAGGAGCUCGAAAGUUCCGCCUCGAGGCCCGAGGGAACGAACUCGACCAUCGAGAAAUCGAUUCUCCCGGAAGAGUUUCCAUCGAGGAUCAAGAAGGCGGAGAAUCAGCGACCUACGAAGAACUCGGAAGUGUCGGACUUGGAAAAGGCGGAGAACGACGGGUCGGUGUCGUUGAUCAACGACACGAACGUCAACUACAGCCACAGGUACAGAACCUCGACGGAGGAGAGCCAUGUUCGAGGGACGUCCAUCGAGAACGGGAACUCGACGCUCGAAGACAGCUCGACUCGCGAAUCUGGAGACCCCAAAGAGGAAGUGGAGGUCGUGGGUAACGUCACGGACGCAGUGACUCAGAGAGUGAUGGAGCAUCAGUCUCCAAACUCGACCAGCAAGCACGAAAAAAGGAAGGACCUCGAGAAGUCCACCUCCAUCGAGGAGAACGAGAGACAGAAAUCGCUGGAGGUCACGUUGGAGACGUCGAGUCCCGUGCCCAGGGGCAGGACGAUCGCUUUUUCAGGGAUAAACGAGUUCCCCGCGGCCUCCUCGAAGCCCUAUCCUUACGCGAGGUCGUCCUCGAAAGAGGAAACUGAGGACGCGACCACGGAAGAGGCUUCCGCGUUGGAGAACACGAUAGGCAGAGGCCAAUCCGAGGAGAAGUUCAUAGUCACAGAGGCGUCUGACGUUUUGGAGAACAGCAUUCAACAGUUUAAACCAGCUUACUACGAGAAACCAGCCAACGAGUCGUCUACGGUCUCGAUGACGACCCUGGAGGAGGCUGUGCCGACGAAUCAGUCGGUCGUCGACGUCGCGAACGCUCCCAAGACGGUCUUGGAGACCGUGGAGAAGUCCACCAGCACGGGAAACGACGUUCCAAGGUGGACGGAAGGCAGCGAAACGAUCGACGGGAAGGGGAACUUCGACGUGACCGGGAACGGGAUAACGGAAGUCAGCUCGAAACCGGAGACUGCCGAUAAACGAGCGAAUUCCACGACGAGACCGCAGACGGACGUUCAGACGAACGCGGAGAGCUCGAUGUUGAUCCGCGAGACCCUGAACGCCACGGAACAGUCCACCGAGUAUCCGUUGAUCAGAGCAAACGCCUCGAGUUCGGAUGCAACCACUUUGAGAUCACCAGAGACCGUGACAGUCUUGUCAACCGUCGAAGACGUCUCUAAUGGAACCAACGAGAUCCCCUCGGGCGUGGCUGGCACCUUCAGCCCCGACAAGCCCUCUGCUUUCGUCCCCACCACCACCAGCAUCGAGUACGAGUUCGUUGGUCUCUCCGAAACGACAGCUUUUCUCAGCCAGAACGUCACCGAGGAGACUCCGAUUUUGGGGACAUCGAACACCACUGUACCGACUGUUCAGGACCUGAGAAACUCCUCCGAGGCGUCCACUGUCGGCGAAACGACAGUCGAGACGGAAGCACCCAACGUCGAUGAUAGAUUCUCCAGCGUCACCGAUCAAACGACCCUGUCCAGGGAAGAGUUCACGACUCAGAGUGUCUUCGAGGAGCAAAGUGAGUCGACGACGACGGAGGAUGUCCAGAAGACCAGCGUGACUGAUUCCUGGACGACAGUGACUGAGGAGGAUGUUACUACCGAAAGUAGCGAGCAGCCAGACUCCAAAGAUUCUCGACUGAUGUUGAAUGUUACUGAAUCUACUAUGAAGACAACGGUGAUAAUGAACGACAGCACCACGGAUGCUGCUCGAACGACUACUUCCAACCCCUUCGCGACCGGAAGUCUCCAGCCAAGGGUCCCCGUUUCGAUCACGAUGAGCACUCCGAUCACUUCCGACGCCACGUUGGAGACGACAGCUGACACGAAGAUGUCCUCCGAGGAGAUCACGUCGCUGGUUCGCAUCGUAAUGAAUGGGAGCUGGUACGACGUGUGCUCGAAGAUCGAUCAAUUGAGACUGACGCUCGUCGAGCUUUUGACCAUCGGGAUGAACCAGUCGAUUUCCGAUAAGCAAAUUAUAUUUCACCAAGAUCGGUGCAGCGAAUCGCCGAGCUCGACGCCGACGCCGGCGGACAUGCUGCCGUCCAUAUUGGUUUACGUCGUCGACAAAAAUGGGAAGUUCGACAGCGCCAUGACAAACAGUUUGCCCGGUUUGUACGAGGAAUUGCAGAAUCGUGUACAAUUCCCGAUCUCGAUACACAGCUUUCUUCUGGUACAGGAAACUAUUCCGGAUUCCGGAAACGCGAUCGCAGUCAUCGUGGUCUCCUCGGUUGCUUUCAUUUGUCUGAUUCUUCUGGCUGGACUUCUGUUUAUAAUGAGGAAAAGGCAAACGAGGUUCAACUACGGCGAACGAUGUCGACCGGUAUCCUUGGACGCCUAUAGCGUCGACAGCGUUUCCGCGUACAACAGCGUGAGACGCAAAGGCGUGGCCAGAUCUUCGAAAAGAAGCUAUGGGAAUCCGACUUUCGAGGAUUCGAGCGCCAUACCGUCCCACCCCUUGAAUUUUGCCGGGCUUUCAUCUUUCUGUAACGACACUAACGCGAUCAACGAGGAAUUCUCUGGUAUUCCGCAAGUUUCGGCGAAAAUCGACGAGCUGCCACUCGGGGCGGAGGUGAAGAAUAGAUACGCGAACGUGAUACCGCUUCCGGAGACGAGGGUGCCUCUCCAGAAGAUGAACAACAAUCCUCUCACGGAGUACAUUAACGCCAGUUACGUCAGGGGGCCGAAGAAUGCAAUGAGGUACUACAUAGCUUGCCAAGCGCCAAUGGAGUCGACCAUCACCGACUUUUGGAGGAUGAUCUGGGAACAACAGUGCAAAGUGAUCAUCAUGUUAACCGAUCUCGUUGAAAACGGGGUGGAAAAGUGUACGGAGUACAUUCCACCCUCGGAAAUAACCGAUUGUCACCGGUUGUACGGUGACUUCCAAGUGACUCUGAAGAAGAGAGAAACCAAAGAGAAAUAUGCCAUUUCAACGCUUCACUUAAAAAAUUUGGAAAACAAUACGUUCCGAGAAGUGUAUCAUAUUUGGUAUUUGUGGCCUGUGAACGGCGCACAGUCUGACGGGGCUGGCUUGAUAGCUGUGCUCCUGGAGGCGAGGGCUCUUCAGAGAGGGGGCCCCGGACCCAUUGUGGUACAUUGUAGUCCCGGCACUGGACGCACGGGGACUCUAAUAGCUCUUGACCUAGGUAUUAGACAAUAUGAGAUUACGAGGACUGUGGACGUGCCAAGGGUCGUUUACACUAUCAGACGGGAUCGUGCUGGGGCUGUGCAGACGAAAGAACAAUAUGCCUUCAUCUACAAGGCACUGAAUUUGUACGCGACCAAACUUGCCGGCGGUGUGUUGGACUCGACGUGAAUCACGGACCAUUUCUAGACCCUCUCUCGAUAAGUGUACCCCAAGUCGGAGCAGAGAACUGCAUUGUCGGUAACCGAUAAAGUAACAUCACCCCCCUCCGAAGGCGAUAAGAGUCACGAGAUUAUAACACGCGAGAUGCUAUUGAUUACCUGAAUAGGAACAUACGCUGAUCGAACGGAAGAAGGUAACUUGUGAUACGUGGACCACUCUGACGAUCGUAUUUCCCUUUCGAUUUUCUUCUUGAUCCUCUCGGAGUCCGAUGAUUUCGAUAACGGAGAUUCGUGACGCCUACGUUUAUUUGCUCGUCUGUUACCUCCGGUCUGUAAUUCAUUUUUUCUAUAAAAUUCUUAUGCAGCUUUCGCGAAAGGACUUAAAUCAUUUAUAAAUACAACUAAGCAUCGACUGAUCACUAUAAAUAAAUCGAUAAUACUUACGUGAUAUUUAGAGUAUCUCAAAACGAUUUUUAAUGCCUCGAUAUUCUUACUCUGAGCAGAUCUACUGUGCAGAGAUCAGAAGUUACCAACCGAGUCUGACCACUUAUAGUGUAAUCUACUUCUCACAGAUCUCCUUCGAUCUAUAGGAGAUUAUACUGAAGCUGGUCAGACAUGCUAGCCAACUUCUCGUCGUUGCACAGUAGCAACAUAAACAGGAGUUUGUACCAUUUUUUUUAUACUCUGGUUAAAAAUCUAUCGUCAACAUCAUCAAUAAAAAUUAUUUUUAUUAUUAAUGAAAUUAAACUCCGUUGCAAUUUGGAGAAUUCUAUUCCAUGCAUUGUUUAAAUACUCUUAAAUUUCUUAAAAAAUUGUUAAAUACGAAACGAAUAUAGUUUUCGUAAUGAAUUUUACGACCAAGAGAAAACGACGACACAGGCAAUAUUUAAUUCGAGCGAAUCAUAGGAACCGAGAGGCAAAUAUUAAUUUGUGAUAAAUGAACCAUCUGUUGAUGAUAUUCAGCUUCGUAUUUCUUAAGCCUGUUCGAUUUCAUACGACUCUUUUUACUAUAGAUUUCGUCUCCUUUGUCGAUACUUUAAUAUACAUGUAUAUGAAUUCUAUAUAUACAUAUAUACUUAUAAAUAAAUGUAAUUAACUAUAGCUAAAUAUUUAAUGUUGAUAUAAUUACGUUUGGUAGCCGGUAGCGUUAUUUCGAAAAGGCUGUCGUGGAAAACGAUUUCAUUUUAUAAAUAAUUACCGUAACGAGAAUCACACGACGAGAAUAUCUAUCUUCGAGAAUCGAUAAACAUAUGUGUUUGUAUCGUUUAUACGUGUGCAUGUUAAUUAUUCUUUAAUAUCAUCACCGUUUAGCAAUAUUAGGUUUGUAAGCAAUUCCGAGAAAUCGUUGAAUCGAUUUCUUCUUCUUUUCUUCUUCGAACAGAGACUAGGUAUUAUCGUACUAUUGUUGUUAUUGUUGUUGUUGUUGUUAUGAUUGUACAGAUAUUUUGAUUCGUAGCACGUCGCUCUCUAUAAUUGUACAUAGAAAAACAGAAUUAAGAUGAUUAAUUGUAUCUCGGUAGAAUUUCGAUUAAAAAUUUAUUCCUUGUUUUGCAAAUGUUCUUUUGUUUUCGAUCGUCAAUGUUCUUAGGACUUCGACCACGUUUGCGAAAUGAGCCGUAUUAUCCCGUAAAUUUUGUCGACUUCGUUGGACGCGACGUUAUUCAAAAUGGCGGGCGUCUCGCGGUCCAGAAACAUUCAAAGAGUAAACAAAUUCAUGCACAAUUUUUUCUCCAUGUAUUUCUUAAAUAAUUGCAAUUAUUCACAAAGAACUGAAAUGUAAUUAUAAUGUAUAUUGCAACGUUAAUUGCACAGUUUCGUUGUUUAACAAAACCUGUUGUUAAUAUUAAGACUUGGAUGAUAAAAAUUUAUAAAAGCACUACAUUCGAUCGAAAAUAUUCUUAUGGAUUAUGAUUUGUUAUGGUUAACGUGAAAUAGAGAUAAAAUUAGUUUGGUGAUCGUGAAACGUAGUAAAAAUAAUCGACAAAAUCUAUGGAAUAAUUUAGAACGUCACCGAUAUGUCUUCUACGAAACCAAAAUUGCACUCUGAUCGAUACAAAUUGUGUAUUCGAAUCGUGAAAAGUCGCGUGAAAGUAGAGAGUGGAAGGAAGAGCAAAGAAUUUCUAUAACUUUGCAAUCGAAUGGUCCACGUUUGCGGAACGAUUAUCCCGUAAAUUUUGUCGACUUCGUUGGACGCGGCGUUAUUCAAAAUGGCGGGCGUCUCGCGGUCCAGAAACAUUCAAAGAGUAAACAAAUUCAUGCACAAUUUUUUCUCCAUGUAUUUCUUAAAUAAUUGCAAUUAUUCACAAAGAACUGAAAUGUAAUUAUAAUAUAUAUUGCAACGUUAA